GUUUGACCUCUGAACCGUUUGCAUCAGCCACAGGGCCAUGUGUUCCUUGCGCCACCACCGUUUUGGUGGUUGAUUAGGUUAUCGACCAUCGAGCAUCAACUGUGUGCCAAGGACAUUUUUUCGAAAAAGAUCGUAACGGAAGUGACGAGAAGUGAGAAAAAAGGGAGAGACAUUUUGUAGACACGUGGUGAAACAGGAAGUGAAACGUGUUUGCGCGUUUCCGGUGUCCCCCCCUCCCCCUACCUCUCCCCAAGGAAGUGAUGGCCAUGUUCUGUUUGCUGCUGGCAGCCGUGGCGUUCGUGUUGGCUAGUGGGCCACGCGUCUGCCGCUGUGAUCGCCCGGAGUCGAUUGGCCGCAAUACUAUCGACUGGUAUCGGCACUACGAGGAUGGCAGCAAUUUAAUUCCGGUGACAAAGUUAGCUACGCUCGCGGCUCAAUCACCUCGGUACCUGGCGGCGCUACAGCACGCUUCCACCAAUCCCCUCGAGAUGGUGGUUCUGGAAUCGCUGGUCAAUCGCUACCGGAAGUAUAUGGUGGACAAAUUUGCUCGCUUCGAUGACGUAUGUGCUUCUUACGCGCAGCCAGACGAGGAUAUGCCGGGCAAUGAAGGCGAUGGUGGUGGUGCUUCCGUGGCCUCCGAUCAGAGCUCGCCACCGUCUGUCUCAGGAUCGGACGAAACGGUGGCCGCCGGUGGGAAGAGUUACACCGGCCAACACCUGGAUGAGUCAGAGGGCCGAACGAUGAAGCUUCCCAUGAUGGACACGCCGGAUGGGGAUUUGUGCGGCAAAAGCGCAAAACACUUUUACCGCUGCCUGCAGGAGCGGAUCGAUGAUCCGCAGUUGGUUGCCAUCGUAAACGCCUACUUGGAGGGCAACUGCUACGGUGGAGAGAUCGCAACGCAACGGGAUACGAUGCCGAAACGCGAUUGGCCGCCAAAGUACGUGUCGAAGCAAAAGUUCCACUCGUGGGGCGGCAAACGGAACGGCGCGCAGGUGUUCUACCCGUGGGGCGGAAAGCGCACGGGGACGGCACGAGCCCACAAACAACCGAAGGUGGUCAUCCGAAAUCCGUUCCACUCGUGGGGUGGCAAAAGGAGCGAUCUCGCCGGGGUAUGAGCUGCCACAGGUGCUGCUCCCUCUCUAAUCUGUCCGCUUUGGUCGUGCGCUAGUUCCGCGGUAUAAUUAUUCCCACUCACGUAAAGGAGUAGCGAUUGGUAAUAAAAUCUUCUUCCCUUCAGAGCAGCCGGGGUAUCUCAAUAAACGUUACGUUUCGAGCCACAUCACACAUCCGGGUGUUCUUGUUUUA
Anopheles aquasalis is the source of this 1305-nucleotide messenger RNA. RefSeq names its product leucokinins-like. Lineage: Eukaryota; Metazoa; Arthropoda; Insecta; Diptera; Culicidae. The record is from RefSeq and is a predicted model, not a curated record.